Morone saxatilis (striped sea-bass) is the source of this 7272-nucleotide messenger RNA. It is a transcript of the gene myo1d, whose product is annotated as myosin 1D. Gene Ontology annotation, cellular component: plasma membrane; actin cytoskeleton; myosin complex. The transcript has 22 exons. The coding region runs from base 384 to 3398 and encodes 1004 amino acids. Gene Ontology annotation, biological process: actin filament organization; vesicle transport along actin filament. The record is from RefSeq and is a predicted model, not a curated record. Gene Ontology annotation, molecular function: ATP binding; actin filament binding; microfilament motor activity. Lineage: Eukaryota; Metazoa; Chordata; Actinopteri; Moronidae.
AAAACUCCAGGAAAAGGGACGCACGGUGUAACGGGACAAGGAUACAUUUCGGCUUCAAAAGGAAACUUUGUAUGGACAUGAGGAUAUUUUGGGAUAAUUUCCUAUUUCUUAUAGAAAACCCGGACUUUUAAGGGCAGAAGACGUUAAUAGCUAUAGGGUAUUUUCAACUAGUUUGUUCCCUUUUAAUUAAACAUGACUGAAAUUGCAGUUUGACGAAUGAAAAUGCGCAUCGACCACACAGCUGUCCACUGAGGAGAGGAGGUGCUCGGAGAAGCCCGCCAAUGUUCACCUUCUGUCGGCACUUCAAAGCAAGUUGUUAAAAAAGAAAAUAAAAUAAAAGAAUAAUUUCCCACGCGCUUCAGUGAGAGAAAGGGAGUAUCACCAUGGCAGAGCACGAGAGCCUGGAGUUUGGAAAAGCAGAUUUUGUGCUUUUGGACAACGUGUCUAUGGAAGAAUUCAUGUCUAACCUAAAACUCAGGUUUGAGAAGGGGAGGAUCUACAGCUACAUCGGAGAGGUGGUGGUGUCUGUCAACCCUUACCGUGCCAUGAACAUCUACGGCCGCGACACCAUAGAGCAGUACAAGGGCCGCGAGCUGUACGAGAGGCCGCCCCACCUCUUUGCCAUCGCUGACGCUGCUUACAAAGCCAUGAAGAGGAGGAACAAAGACACUUGUAUUGUCAUCUCAGGGGAAAGUGGAGCGGGAAAGACAGAGGCCAGCAAGUAUAUAAUGCAAUACAUUGCUGCUAUCACCAAUCCCAAUCAGAGGGCUGAAGUUGAAAGGGUAAAAAACAUGCUGCUUAAAUCCAACUGUGUCUUGGAGGCCUUCGGGAACGCCAAGACCAACCGCAACGACAACUCCAGCCGCUUUGGCAAGUACAUGGACAUCAAUUUUGACUUCAAGGGAGAUCCCAUCGGAGGCCACAUCAACAACUACCUGCUGGAAAAGUCCAGGGUCAUUUUCCAACAGCCAGGAGAGAGGAGCUUUCAUUCAUACUACCAGCUGCUCAAAGGAGCUCCAGAUUCCCUGUUACGCUCUCUUCACAUCCAGAGGGACCCGACAGCCUACAACUACAUCAAAGUUGGAGGCCAAAUUAAGUCUGGCAUCAAUGAUGGGGCUGAUUUCAAAGCUGUAGCUGAUGCCAUGAAAGUGAUCGGUUUCACGGGGGAUGAGAUUCAGACUGUUUACAAGAUCCUGGCCACCAUCCUACAUCUGGGCAACCUGACAUUCGGGGUAGAUGGUGAUGUGACCUUGAUAGAGAACACAAAGCUGGUGUCUGUGAUCAGGGAGCUGCUGUCCACCAAAGAAGAAAACGUGGAGAAGGCCCUGCUCUACCGCACUGUGGCCACGGGUCGAGACGUCAUCGAAAAACAGCAUACGAUGCAAGAGGCCAGCUAUGGGCGGGACGCUCUAGCCAAGGCCAUGUAUGAGCGUCUGUUCUGCUGGAUUGUGGGACGCAUCAAUGACAUCAUUGAGGUGAAAAACUACGAUGCCAGAGUCCACGGGAAGAACACAGUCAUCGGCGUGCUGGACAUCUAUGGUUUUGAGAUUUUCCAGAACAACAGCUUUGAACAGUUCUGCAUCAACUACUGUAAUGAAAAGCUGCAGCAGCUCUUCAUCCAGCUGGUGCUGAAGCAGGAACAGGAAGAGUAUCAACGGGAAGGCAUCCCCUGGAAACAUAUCGAUUACUUCAAUAACCAGAUCAUUGUGGAUCUGGUGGAGCAGCAGCAUAAAGGCAUCUUCUCUGUGCUGGAUGAAGCCUGUAUGAAUGUGGGCAAAGUCACGGAUGAGGUUUUCCUCCAAGGACUCAAUGGCAAGCUGGCCAAACACGCCCACUACACCAGCCGCAAGCUCUCGCCGACUGACAAGAGUUUGGAGUUUGACAGAGACUUUCGCAUCAGGCACUAUGCAGGAGAUGUGGUGUACUCAGUGGUGGGUUUUAUUGAUAAGAACAAAGACACACUGUUCCAGGAUUUCAAGAGACUGCUGUACAACAGUUCUAACCCAGUACUGAAGGGGAUGUGGCCUGAGGGCAAACUGAGCAUCACGGAGGUCACCAAACGACCACUGACAGCUGCAACACUCUUCAAAAACUCCAUGAUCUCGUUGGUGGAGAACCUGGCCUGCAAGGAACCCUACUACGUUCGCUGCAUCAAGCCCAACGAUGUCAAGUCCCCUCUACUCUUCGAGCAGGAGCGCUGUCGCCAUCAGGUGGAAUACCUCGGGCUGCUGGAGAACGUCAGAGUGCGACGUGCCGGCUUCGCCUACAGACAGACAUACCCUCGCUUCCUACAGAGAUACAAGAUGAUCUCAGAGUUUACGUGGCCAAACCAUGACUUGCCAUCAGACAAAGAUGCAGUGAAGAGGCUCCUGCAGGGGUGUGGAUUUGACCACGACGUGGCCUACGGCAAAACCAAGGUCUUCAUCCGCACACCACGCACCCUCUUCAGCCUGGAGGAGCAGCGAGCCGAGAUGGUCCAGAGAAUUGUGCUCUUCCUCCAGAAGGUGUGGAGGGGCACCAUAGCCAGAAUGCGAUACCGGCGGAUGAGAGCAGCACUUGUCAUCCUGCAGGCCUACCGACGCUACAAGGUCAAGUCCUACAUCCGAGAGGUCAACCGCCGCUUCAAAAAUGUCCGAUCAAUGAAGGAUUACGGCAGGCAUGUGAAGUGGCCCACGCCCCCCAAAGUCCUGCGCAAGUUUGAAGAUGCACUCAGAAGCAUCUAUAACAGGUGGUGGGCUUGGACACUGAUCAAAGGCCUCUCUCCAGAGGAGGCCCUGCAGGUGAGGGCCAAGGUAGCCAGCCUGGAGGCCCUGAAGGGCCAGAGGGCCGACUUGGGUCUACAGAGGGCCUGGGAAGGAAACUACCUGAGGCGAGACAGCCCUGACACAGCUUCAUCCUUCACACUGGUCUCCAGCGAACUGCAGCGGAAAGACAAAUUCAUGAGAGUCCUGUUCUCAUGCAACGUGCGAAAGAUCAACCGUUUCCACAAGGCGGAGGACCGGGCUGUGCUCAUCACUGACCGCCACCUGUACAAGAUGGACCCCCUGAAGCAGUAUAAACCCAUGAAGAGCACCCCCCUCUACAACGUGACCGGAGUGAGCGUGUCCCCUGGGAAGGACCAGCUGGUUGUGUUCCACACCAAGGACAGCAGGGAUCUCGUGGUGUGCCUGCAGGGCAUGGUGCCUGCCAAUGAGAACCGCAUCGGGGAGCUGGUUGGCACCUUACUUAGCCACUUCAAGAGUGAGAAGAGGAAGCUGCAGGUCAACAUCGCGAGCCCCAUCCAGUGCAGCAUGAACGGGAGGAAGUGCACGGUCAUCGUGGAGCCCAAGAUCAACCAAUCGCAGCCAGACUUCACUAAGAGCCGAUCUGGCUACAUCCUGGCUGUUCCUGGCAACUAAACCAGGCUAAAGCGAGGAAAAAAACAGUGACAGCUGACAUCAAACCAGGCCGAGGAGAUGAUGAUGAUGAUGAUGAUGAUGAUGAUGAUGAUGAUGAUGAUUCACUUCUGAUUCACCUCUUGUGUUUAUUCGUUUGCAGAGCUGCUGAUAAUGUGAUGAUUUAGAUAGCAGCUCUCUAGGAGGAUCGGGUUAAUUGAAUCCUCAGAAUGAAAAGCCAUGCCAAAUUUGACCUGUUUUGUAGAUUUCCAUGCAACGCUACUAUAAACAGGAAGUGUACAAUACGCCUACACGCGACAUGUUAUUAGCUGAACAGGUUUUUAAAAAAAAUGCACUACAGGAUAAUCCACCAAAGGGGUGUUCUUUCUUUUUUUUUUUUAAAUCCAAAUUUCAAAUGAUUAGCUUUGUGCAAUAUUUAGUUUUUUUGUAGAUGAAAUAUUGUGGUAGUCAAGGUGAGAGGAGACUAUAUAAACUGUUCUCUGAACCACUGAUGUUGCAUAAUUGAGGAAAAAAUAAUCCCUGCAGCUCCCUGUGCAGGAGCCAGAUCAAAAGUGAAACCCGGAAAAAUGAAGUACGGUGAUAUUUAUGUAUGACUCUGAUUUUGACUUUAUCUGCUCUAAAAUAGAAUAUGAUUUAUAUCCUAAGGAAUAAUACUGUUAAUGACCUUAAUCGAGGACUUGCCUACUUAUGUGGCGAAUGAACGGAAACACAGCGUCCACUUUUAGUGCAGUUAAUGUUUACAAUCACAUAUGGGAACAGCGAGUGCGAGAAUGUGAUUCAGCGGUUCUGUCGGCGUCUGAGGCACAAAUUCCUAAUUCAUUGUCAGUUUGUUCGUCACAGGAUGUGUUGAGCGUAUCCUGAACAUCGCAACCUGUUAAAAUCUAUUAAUUUAAAUCCUGCUUCUUAUACUCUCUACUGCAAUGUUUGUACUUUUAUAAUAUUCCAAUAUUGCUUGUAUAUUAAAGGUUAGAAUAUACUUUAUUCAGAUAUGCGUAUGCAUAGAACUUAUACUGCGUUUAGUAUAAAAAAGUGAUGCUAUAACUAAAACUGACUAACAGAAGGCAAAUAUGAAGACUAUAAUCAAAGCAUUACUUUCUUCCAAGAUGUAUUCUGAGUUCAUAUUCUCUUAAAUUGUAAGACUUAAUGCUCUAUUUUAGCAGCAGAGGCCAGUACUGUAUAAUCCCACGUGAACUCCAGCCCCUGAACAUAGUCUCAUUUGCUGUCUUUGUGCUGAGUGAAUAGCCUAAUGACUUGUAGUGGCCCAUAGUCCUUUAGAAUAGACUUCUAUUUGACAAAUUUCCCCUUCACCCGAGAGAAAGAGAGUGUGGGAGCGUGUGUACUGUAUGUGUGUUGAUGAGCUCUUUCAGGUCUCCUCCUCUUGGCUCUGAGACUGAGUCUGGCUAGUGGCCACAGUGAAGGAGUGAAGACAGACUGUAAUCAGACUGCUGGCCUACUUUACCUCCCCGUCUACCGAUGGGAGGGACUUUUUGUAUGAACAGUGGACUUUUUGGUGACUUGAUGUUCAUCUGAUGCUGCUGCUAAUCUCCCAUUGCUUUUUCCUCAAAGCCAAAUCACACAAAUCAAAUCAUCGGCAGCCGAACACUCCGAGUUUGGUUUGUUCUGUUCUGUUCUCACAAGCUGUCGGCUGUGUUGAAAGUGUUCACUCUUUGUUUUCAGCCGUUGCUAAGUGUACAUUACAAUAUGUUCUUUUUCAGACCAUUGUGAAAAUUGUGGCAGCAGAGAAGUUCACGAGAUGGAGAUGUCUGGUUUUAUGUUUAAUAUUAAUAUUCAUUCACGGUUUGCAGUUGGUAAACAGUGCACAUUUGCACGCCAGAGUUCACCAAAGUCAAACUCAACUCACCUCCACGAGCUGAUUUCGAUUUUAUCAUCAUUCCAGGUUUAGUUAGGUGAAAAAAAGUGAGAUUGGUUUCUCAACUGCUGUUUACCAGCUCAAGAAUGAACUCUAAAGGUCAGCUCUAAAAGCCAAAGUGGAAAAGAAGUCCUUAGUGCUCAGAAAGAAAAUUGUUUUAUCAUUCAAAUGUCCAUGCAUAGGACAUAAUCAUUGUUGAAUUUGAAAGGAACUGAUAUAAAGAUAGAUGUUUUUGUUCACUAAAUGCUAAAAUGUCAGUUGAGCUAUUCCAACUUUUUUGCUCCAUAUUAAGGUUGUCAUGGUGCCGUGACGGUAAAUGUCACAAAUUCUUUUUACAAGAGGAAUCGUAUCGUCCCUGUACCCACAGAGGCUUAGAGCUGGGUUUGUCUCUGUGUAAAGGCUAAGUAAAGAAUACCGACUGUGGGCUGAAGAACGACAGCCCAAGGUUAUGAAUCGGAGCUCCCUCGGUGUCUGGCCUAGUUGAAGAGGCAGAGGCACUCCUCUCCACUUUACUCCAGCAUGAAGGAGAACUUGCUAGCAGUCAUAUUAGCCGCAGUAGCACAGUCCUCUAAUUGUGUUGUCUGAACACAAGUCGUUUAUCUUAAUUAGUUUGUGAGCGCCCCUGUCGUUUGAAGAAGCACAUUUCCUUUCUACCUCGCGGCUCUGCGGCGGCUGACCUCGUCCUGCUGCUUGAUAACGCACUUUGAUGCAGAAAGGAGUUGUUGGGGAAACUUGCAUUUAUAGUGUGGAUUAAGGAAGUGACACUGGUAGCUUUAAUAGACAGUUUUAAAAGGAGCUCAGGCGCAGGAGCUGCCUGUGAUGAGUUUAUGUGUGUGUGUGUGUGUGUGUGUGUGGACUAUAACACUGCAGCUCUCCAUAUCCUUCAGCAUGGUAAUCUCCCACAGGGCCUCUGCUCCGCUCUGCUCUGCUAUUCACCGCUCAUCAUUAGGAUGGACUCCGUGUCACUUCUCACUUCAGCGCUUCUCUCUCCGUUUUCUUAAGGCAAAAGGGGGGGUUGCUGAACAAAGCCUCGCUUGGCCUCAUCUUCUUCUCUACUCCCUCUGCUUUCUUCUUCCACCCUCCCUCCUUUUACGCUUUUCCUUCCUCUGUGAAAUCACCUCGCUCCUCGCCCACUUGGGCCGACUGUACCGUCCUGCAGGGCAGUGAAGGUUUUCCUAUUUCAGUUUUUUGUUUUUUUUUUCCUUCAGCCGUCCUGUGCCCAGGAGGCAUGGAAAUAAAAAGGGGAAAUACACCAGCAACUAGACGUGUCGAACAAUAGAGUAUCAUGCAGCAACAAAAACUUUAAAAAAGGAGAAAGAGCUUUUAACCUGAAAUGUAAAUACUGUGGAUCCAAACAUUACUCAUUAGUAGGAUCAUUGUUGGUUUUGGUCUUUUCAUAGUAUUUGUUGACAGUAACAAAGCUAUGGAAUAUCACCAGAUUUAUCCUUUAAUGAUUAGUCUUUGGUGUGCAGACCCAAUCAGCCUAGAUUACUUUUCCAUUCCGCUGAUUAUCAGCUUUGCCUCAAGUGUAAAAAUAACAGACAUUUUCUAAUUACCACUUUCUAAAUGGGCAUAAAGGAAUGUCAGAUAUGAAUGUUAACACUAGGAGACUCGUGCCAUUGUGUUCUUCCCUCUACUGCUCUCUACAGUGGGAUCUUAGUUUUCAGUGUUUUUGUUCCAGAAACAUUUUGACUCUUAUUACCGAGCACGUCCGCAUUAGCCAAAGGGUAACAAAUUCCAUUUCCAUAAUUUAUUCCAUAUUCAGUGGCUUUAAGCAAAUGUAUACACCAUUCAUCCAGUAUGUGCCUAAUUUUAUAUUAAGUUUAUAUUUUGCAUAUUUGUGAUUACAGACCAUAAAUAUACUGUAAUAUCCUGAGCUAAAGGGAACUUCCCUGUUGUGAUACUAUGUUUGUGCAAAUGUAUUCUGUAUAAAUGCAGACUAGGCAUUCCACCAUGUUCCAUAAUGAAAGAUAUAUGUCAUUAAUCACUUUAUCAAUAAAUUUAUUU